AUACAGUAGUGUUCAAACUCUUAUGAAGGACAGACUAUAUUUUGUACUCUAUAAAAUUUAAAUUAUUCAAAUAAAAUAAUAUAUUUAUAUAAAAAAUACUCUGAAAUAGUACAUUUUGGUUUAUUUGUUUUUAUAUUGUUGAGGAAUAUUUGCAAAAAAGUGAAAGGAUUUUACGGAAGUGACGUUUUGUUAAUAGUGUUUAAAAGUGCUGUUUAAGGUCAAAUAUAAAGAUACACCAGAAAAUAAAUCAAAAAUGCACGUAAAACCGUUGUUAGCGAUACCCGUGUGUUUAUUUGGUAUCUUCGUGUUCUGGAUAACCGGUUCCAGUGGACUUUUCAUCCCAAACCUGUCAGAGCGUUGCUACAGAUGCCUGUGCUAUGUCUCAACCCUCUGUGACAUGGCUCAUGGCUGCACAGGAGGCUACUGCGGACCCUUCAAUAUCUCGAGGGUCUACUGGGUUGAUGCUGGCAUGAUUACACUGCCUGAUGAUGAUCCGGAGAGGAAUCAUGCCUGGUCGGACUGCGCCAGGAGUUAUCACUGCGCCAAAAGGAUCAUUGAAGGAUAUUUACAGAAGUUCGGAAAGGACUGCAACGGUGAUGGCGUGACGAACUGCUUCGACUACAUGAUGGUGAACGGCAACGGGGGCUAUGGGUGUACGACACCAUUGAACGGCUCAGUCAAUGGGAGACGAUGGCUCAAACGCUAUGAAGAGUGUCGGAUAUAAGACUGAAUGUAUUCUUUACUUCCUAAUAUAUAAAAUAUACAAGUGUCUCGCAAUUAAAUACACUCCAAGUAUACAAAAA
Molecule: messenger RNA, 803 nt
Organism: Helicoverpa zea (corn earworm)
Lineage: Eukaryota; Metazoa; Arthropoda; Insecta; Lepidoptera; Noctuidae
Product: lysozyme-like
Exons: 5
Coding region: 254-724 (156 amino acids)
Molecular function (GO): lysozyme activity
Source: RefSeq, a predicted model, not a curated record